GUGUAGCGUGCGCUAUGGAACCGCAAGUCGCAGAGCUGAAGCAGAAGAUUGAGGACACGUUGUGCCCUUUUGGCUUCGAGGUUUACCCCUUUCAGGUGGCAUGGUACAAUGCACUCCUGCCUCCAGCCUUCCACCUGCCCCUGCCAGGACCUACCCUGGCCUUCCUGGUACUCAGCACACCUGCCAUGUUUGACCGGGCCCUCAAGCCCUUCCUGCAGAGCUGCCACCUCCAACCACUGACUGACCCUGUGGACCAGUGUGUGGCCUACCACCUGGGCCGUGUUAGAGAGAGCCUCCCAGAGAUGCAAGUAGAAAUCAUCGCUGACUACGAGGUACACCCGAACCGGCGCCCCAAGAUUCUGGCCCAGACAGCAGCCCAUGUGGCAGGGGCAGCUUAUUACUACCAACGACAGGAUGUGGAGUCUGACCCCUGGGGAACCCAGCACAUAUCAGGUGUGUGCAUACAUCCCAGAUUUGGGGGCUGGUUUGCCAUCCGAGGGGUGGUGCUGCUGCGAGGAAUAGAGGUGCCGGAUCUGCCACCCACAAAGCCCCUCGACUGUGUACCUGCAAGAGCGGACCGGAUCACCCUGCUUGAACGCUUCAACUUCCAUUGGCGUGACUGGACUUACCGGGAUGCUGUGCCACCUCAAGAGCGCUACUCAGAAGAGCAGAAGGCCUACUUUUCCACUCCACCUGCCCAACGCUUGGCCUCACUGGGCUUGGCCCAGACCUCAGAGGAGCCUAGCUCUACAUCCCAAGAGCUUCACUUCACCACAUUCAUACCCAGUAAGCCUCAGAAUCCCAGCAGAGGCUGGCUCAGCCCCAGGGUCUCACCACCUGCAUCCCCUGGCCCUUGAUACCCUCCCCUCCCCUGUGGGAUCCUCAUUUAUGACAGUGGCACCUGCUGGGACUUAUUUGGCUAGACAAGAUUUUAUUGGGUACAAGAUGAUGUUUUGUUUUGUUUUGCUUUUUGCGGUACACGGGCCUCUCACUGUUGUGGCCUCUCCCGUUGCUCCGGACACGCAGGCUCAGCAGCCAUGGCUCACAGGCCCAGCCAUGUGGGAUCUUCCCGGACCGGGGCACGAACCCGUGUCCCCUGCAUCGGCAGGCGGACUCUCAAUCACUGCACCACCAGGGAAGCCCCAAGAUGAUCAUUUUUGAUAAAGAAUUAUAGUAGAGAUCUUAAAUGAAGAUAACAAGGCUUAAAGAAGUUUAGUCAAAAGACCAAAGCAGAUCCAGACUUGCCACCUGCCUUGGAAUAUGGAUUACCUGUUACCAUUUCUCUGCAGUGCUUCAAGAUGCUACAUGUUACAGGGCUUAAGAAGCAACUAUCCCCUAAAUAACGGUACCUGCCUCAGAGGAUUAUUAUGGAGACUGAAUAAAUAUGAAAUAGUGCCUGGCAUAUAAGCUAUUAUUAAAGGCCCCAGGAAUCCU
Mesoplodon densirostris (Blainville's beaked whale) is the source of this 1434-nucleotide messenger RNA. It is a transcript of the gene MMACHC, whose product is annotated as metabolism of cobalamin associated C. The coding region runs from base 15 to 857 and encodes 280 amino acids. The record is from RefSeq and is a predicted model, not a curated record. The transcript is spliced from 4 exons. Lineage: Eukaryota; Metazoa; Chordata; Mammalia; Artiodactyla; Ziphiidae. Gene Ontology annotation, biological process: cobalamin metabolic process. Gene Ontology annotation, molecular function: FAD binding; demethylase activity; cyanocobalamin reductase (cyanide-eliminating) (NADP+) activity. Gene Ontology annotation, cellular component: cytoplasm.